AUGCAUUCAGAAUCAGUGAAAUCAAGUCAAUCUCCUCCUACUGAAGCUGAGAAACAUAAGAACCUGGAUAGAGAAAUUAGGGAGAUGGUUUCUGCCAUCACUGGUCGUGUCACUAAUUUUCAUAAACCAGGCUCCACCCACCAUUUGGACAAUGAGGAUGAACAUGGCGCUAGGAUCAUCACCCUCGCGGGAACCAACGAAGGAGCUACUCUGCGGAGUGAAAUGGAUGAAAAAAUCGGCAACUUCCAGGCCAUCAACAACUCAGUCAUGCUUGGUGGUAGCUACCAUGCCAAUGAUCCUGGUGUGCACAUGGAUAUUGAAGACUUCACUGAGAAUCCUCAAAAUCACCAUAAGACUGACAAGCAUGGCAAGAAGGAAAAGAAAGAAAAGGAAAAGAAGAAGGGGAAAGAAAGUUCUAAAAGUGAACAUCACUCUGAUUAG
Molecule: messenger RNA, 441 nt
Organism: Vicia faba (fava bean)
Lineage: Eukaryota; Viridiplantae; Streptophyta; Magnoliopsida; Fabales; Fabaceae
Source: the annotation of a GenBank genome assembly